AUGCAGGCUAAUGACGAUCAUCUCAUUGAGUUCUCAGAGGCUUUGAGAACUGUUGCAAAGGCUUUAAGAGGAUCUUCUGAAGGAAAGGCAUUGGCUCAAGCUGAAACUGCUGAAUGGAAGCGAAUAUAUGAGUUGGAGAGGUCCAAGAACCUACAAUUGCUGCAUAAAGCUUGGGAGUUGCAGCAGGAGAGGUACCUCUCCAAGCCAAGCGACCAGGGACUGCGAGUGUACUGGCCUUUGGAUUUUACCAAGAGAGAAGAAAUUAAAGGAUUUUAUAAGAACUUGGAAAUAGAGUCGGUCAUAAUUACAAAGAUCUAG
Eruca vesicaria subsp. sativa (arugula) is the source of this 318-nucleotide messenger RNA. The record is from the annotation of a GenBank genome assembly. Lineage: Eukaryota; Viridiplantae; Streptophyta; Magnoliopsida; Brassicales; Brassicaceae.